Racocetra persica is the source of this 413-nucleotide messenger RNA. The record is from the annotation of a GenBank genome assembly. NCBI's taxonomy places the organism in Eukaryota, Fungi, Glomeromycota, Glomeromycetes, Diversisporales, Gigasporaceae.
ACAUGCCAUUGACAGCUGACACCAAAAAUUGGUUUCAUAAUGCAAUUAAUAACUAUAAAUUGAAGGAAAUAUCUUAUGAUGAUCUUGGAAAAUUAGAAUUUAUAGAUCAUGGUGGAUUUGGAAAUGUUUAUUGGACUUCUUGCAACUCAAUACGGAGUGAAAAGGUUGCUGUGAAAGAAAUAUACAUUAAAAGAGAUGAAGAUGAAAACCAAAUUAAAACGUUUCUUAACGAGUCAAGUUUUACAUCCACAAAUUAUCCAAUUUUAUGGAAUAAAUUUAAUCACGAUGAAGGUUAUAAUCAUGGAGCUUACUACCUUUUGAUGGAGUACGCAGAGGGUGGAACUUUGCGGGAAUAUUUGAAAACCGUUGUAAAUACUGCUAAACAUUCCUGGAAAAAGAAAAUUAAAUUAGCA